Molecule: messenger RNA, 1002 nt
Organism: Fusarium graminearum PH-1
Lineage: Eukaryota; Fungi; Ascomycota; Sordariomycetes; Hypocreales; Nectriaceae
Exons: 1
Coding region: 1-1002 (333 amino acids)
Source: RefSeq, a predicted model, not a curated record
AUGUUCGCUGCGCCGAUCCAGAUCCAGCCCUUGUGGCGGGGCCCUACGAGCGCUGGUGAAAGCUCAAGCUCAAAUCCAAACUCAAAUACUGGUAGAGGUGCUUUUCUCAGCACCUCCAGCACCCCUACAGCCAGCGCACAGUCCACUAUCUCUGCCCCUGGCGCUACUGCGAGCGCUACCGCCAGCGCCCCAGCCACUGAUGCCGCUUUGGCCAAGAACUUGGCUGGGUCUGAAUUAGAGCAAUCGCAUCCAUCAGGAAGUGGCCAGGGCUCCUCCCAUUUUUGGAACAGGUCCCGCUCGACCUCCACAACCUCGAAUAAUAGCGCUAGCAAUGCUACUUUGGCGGACACUUCAUCUAAUAACGAUCUCCCGCUCCCCUUUGCCUUUGCCCCCCUCGACGUCUCCAUCCCCUGCGAAAGCCUUCUUGACGAUGCCUUUAUGACUUCUGUUUCCUUUUCCAACCGUGGAAGCAUCAUGUUUGCGACUCAGGAAGCCGUCGCUAUUGACAGCGCCAUCAAGCAUCAUCAGCAAAACAUGGCCUCGAUUGAUUCGUCCUCGUCAACCUCUACCUAUUCAUCUACAAACGUCGACACCCUCGCGACCGUAAACAAUGACGAGUCCAACUCUGGCUGUGCCACCCCAACUCCUACUCCCUCCACGGCCGUUCCUCAUGACCUGACUCCUACUCCCACCACUCCUACGACGCCAAAGUUUCAAUCACAACCCCUUCCUCGACCCAGCGACGAGUCCAACGACAUGAACAACUCCAUCCAGGGGGCCGACGAUGGCUCGGGUUCGGCUCAGGACCCGACAUCAGGCCCCGACAUUCGUGUCUUGGCCGCCGACGUGGAGAAGGAAUCUCAAAAGGUGAGAUCGCUCUAUACUGUUGGCGAUGGUUCCCGCGGUGAGCCUGGUAGGAGGCACUCGUAUCACGAGCGUCUCGAGCCAACUCCCGAGGUCCCGUCCGAGGAGAAUGAACUUGACCCGUAUGAUUUUCCUUGA